This is a messenger RNA of Aspergillus aculeatus ATCC 16872, 2435 nucleotides long. Its product is annotated as putative AMP-binding domain protein. NCBI's taxonomy places the organism in Eukaryota, Fungi, Ascomycota, Eurotiomycetes, Eurotiales, Aspergillaceae. The coding region runs from base 206 to 1966 and encodes 586 amino acids. The transcript has 5 exons. The record is from RefSeq and is a predicted model, not a curated record.
UUCUCCUCUUCUGGAGCUACUCGGAAUCUCCCUCUGCUCUCCCCUCCUCCUCUUCCUCGUUUUCUCAUUUCCUCAAUCUGAAUCACACACGCCUCACUCCUCAUCCUGACCAGUGCCUAUCCAAUUGGAUUCUCUCCAGGGAGGACAUUAAAAGCAUACACGAAUUUGUCCCUCGCCAGUCACACAUCAAAGAACAUCACAAGCUAUGUCCUCCGCAAAGGGCCGGUUAUCGGGCCUGCUCGCCCAUUUGCUUCCCACCACCACCAACACCACCACCAACACCAAUACCUCAACCUCUACCUCAACCUCUACGAAUCGACCAGUCAAUUUCCACACCCUAUCUCCAACAUACUUUCUUCCUCGAGCUGCUGCCAUCGAACCACAUGCCGAAGCAAUCUACCACAUCACCACCAAUAAUCAAAUCCUCCGGCGAAGCUAUAUCGAAUUCGCCGACCGCGCUCGCGGCCUGGCCUAUUUCCUGAAGAGCCAUGCGUUCAAGCGCGUGGGAAUUCUCUGUCCUAAUACCCCGGCUUUCUUGGAGGCUAUCUUUGGCAUUGCCGCUGCUGGGGCGGUGCAGGUUGCGGUGAAUUACCGUCUCAAGGAAGAAGAUAUCGCCUAUAUCUUUACACAUUCAGAGGUUGAAGUGAUUAUUGUGGACCAGGAGUUUCUGCCCCUAUUACAGCGCUAUCGGGCGACGAAACCUGAUGUGCCAGUGAUUGUGGAUACCGAUACCGAUGAGACGGAAGGGCAGUUGUCUGGGCCGUUUGACGAUGCGGUCUUGGAGGGGUUGAGGUUUGAUGCCGAAACUGGGGCUCUAGGGUGGGAUGGGCUGGAAGCUCAGGCAGCUGCCGAGGAGGAUGUUCUCGCGUUGGCUUAUACGAGUGGAACUACGGCCAAGCCGAAGGGGGUGGAGCUCACCCAUCGGGGGUGCUACCUGGCGUCGUUGGCGAAUCUGGUCGAAUCUGGGCUGAAUGUGCAUGAGGGUCGGUGCAGGUAUCUGUGGACUUUGCCGAUGUUUCAUGCGGUCGGGUGGACCUUCCCGUGGGCCGUGACGGCUGUCCGGGGUACGCAUUACUGUCUGCGUAAGAUCGAUUAUCCGCAGAUCUGGAGGUUGCUGAAGCAAGAACGCAUCACGCAUUUUAAUGCGGCGCCGACGGUGAAUACUUUGCUUUGCAACUCACCGCAAGCCGAACGUCUGCCGCAGUCGGUGCGCGUGACGGUGGCGGCUAGUCCUCCGACGGGCCAUCUGUUCGAGCAGAUGACCGAGUUUAACCUGCAUCCUGUGCAUACUUACGGGAUGACGGAGACGUACGGCCCCAUCACCAAGGGGUACCAUAUGCCAGCGUGGGACAACCUCGCCCCGACCGAGCGAUACGAGAAGAUGGCGAGACAGGGCCAUGGAUUCCUGACCAGUCUGCCGGCCAGGGUGAUCAAGACGGAUGUUCCCGAGGGCACGGUUGUAGACGUUCGCCGGGACGGCAAGGAGAUCGGGGAGAUCGUGUUUGCCGGGAACAUAUGUUCCCGGGGCUACUACAAGGACCCGGAGGCGACACGGAAGCUGUUCCUUGGUGGUGUGCUCCAUUCCGGCGACCUGGCUGUCUGGCAUCCCGAUGGGGCCAUCCAGAUUCUGGAUCGAGCUAAGGACAUCAUCAUCAGCGGGGGUGAGAAUAUCUCCUCAGUUGCCUUAGAGGCGCAGCUGGUGACCCACCCCGACAUUCUGGAGGCCGGGGUCGUGUCGGUUUCAGAUGCGCACUGGGGCGAACGUCCCAAGGCCUUCAUUACGGUCAAGGAAGGUAGGGAACUCGAUGGCAAGGCGGUCAUUGAGUGGGCGCGGAAUGCUAGCGGCAUCAGUAAGUUUAUGGUCCCUCGCGAGGUGGAGGUGGUGGCGGAGCUGCCUAAAACCAGUACGGGGAAAAUCAGAAAAAAUGUACUGCGCGACUGGGCUAAGGGGGCGUCUCGGACGUGAAAGAGAUGGUGGGUUGGUUCUCGGGAGAGAUUGUAUCACUCUAUGGUCUUGUUCUGGUUGAACGGGUUGUGACUUUAUAUAGAUUGGAUAGAGUGUCGCAGGAGACGAUAAGGGCUGUACACUUGGAUUCUCUUUGAUUCUCCCCUCUUUAACAAAUCACGUAGUCGGGUAGUGGAAAAGGGGUAAUGGCGGAUGAGCUUUAAAAACCUAUUCUAAACAUGAUCCAAAGGAGGGAGCAACCCGAGGUGGAUCCUAUUUGUCUUAGAUGCGAACCACCGGGGAUGGUGAAGGCAACGAGCAUGAGGGGGAGGGGAAGGGGGGAAAGCUUUGGAUGAAACUGAAGAUAAUCAAAGCUCAGCCCCAAUAAUUCUAGCAAUUCACCUGGUAGACAGUUAUGCUUAUUUAGCGAAUCUGCUAGUGUUUGUCGAGGAAUGCUAAUAAUAAUCAUGAUACCUUUGAUGCUUGGGUG